Xyrauchen texanus (razorback sucker) is the source of this 4846-nucleotide messenger RNA. Its product is annotated as choline transporter-like protein 5-A. The transcript is spliced from 22 exons. Gene Ontology annotation, biological process: transmembrane transport. Gene Ontology annotation, cellular component: membrane. Gene Ontology annotation, molecular function: transmembrane transporter activity. Lineage: Eukaryota; Metazoa; Chordata; Actinopteri; Cypriniformes; Catostomidae. The coding region runs from base 65 to 2212 and encodes 715 amino acids. The record is from RefSeq and is a predicted model, not a curated record.
GCGGCACCGUAUUCUUCAGUCCAACCUGCGCCUGCAAACCAAGCAAACCGUGAAUUACGGAGAGAUGGCAAGAAAAUCUGAAGUCCCGUCUGCAUAUUAUGGUGAACCUCGCAAGUUUGACCCAACAUUUAGAGGGCCAGUUCAUAAAAGAGGCUGCACGGAUGUGUUGUGCUGUGUGCUCUUCAUCAUUGUCAUCCUUGGCUACAUCGCAUUGGGCACUGUGGCAUGGAUGCAUGGGGACCCAAGGAAAGUCAUUUACCCUACAGACAGCACGGGUCAGUUCUGCGGGCAGAAGGGCACACCCAAUGCAAAGAAAGCCAUAUUAUUCUACUUCAACAUACUGAAAUGUGCCAGUCCUGCUGUGAUGAUAAACCUCCAGUGCCCAACUACUCAGAUGUGUGUUGUCAAGUGUCCAGAUCGAUUUGCCACUUACACAGACAUGCAGCUGAUUUAUAGAUUCAACAGGAGCCACUGGGAGUACUAUAAGCAGUUCUGCAAACCAGGCUUCAAUAACCCAAAAAAGCCCGUGGCACAAGUGCUGCGAGAUGAGGACUGUCCAUCAAUGAUAGUGCCAAGCCGACCAUUUUUACAGCGCUGCUUCCCAGACUUCAUCACCAGAAAUGGUACACUAACAGUUGCUAACAAAACGGCUUUCAAAGAUGCCCUGGACACAGCCAGAAGUGUGACUGAACUUAGAGAUGCAGCCAAUGGUAUUACAGGAAUCCUUGAAGCCAAAGAAGUGGGAAUGAAGAUCAUAGAGGAUUAUGCCAGCUCUUGGUACUGGAUAGUGAUAGGGCUGUUCAUAGCACUGGUCAUCAGCCUGCUCUUCAUCCUGCUGCUGCGUUUUACUGCUGGCUUCCUCCUUUGGUUCAUCAUCAUCGCUGUUAUCCUGCUUGUGGCCUACGGUAUCUGGCACUGUUUCUGGGAGUUCACAGUUCUCAGGGAGACCCCCGGAGCAGAUGUCACUAUCUCUGACAUUGGCUUCCAGACUGACCUCCACGUUUACUUACAUCUCAGCCAGACAUGGCUAGUCUUCAUGGUGACUCUGGGUUUGACGGAAGUCUCUAUAGUCUUAAUGCUUGUUUUCCUGAGAAAACGGGUUCGCAUUGCUAUUGCUCUGCUCAAAGAGGGCAGCAAGGCCACCAGUUACAUCAUGUCCUCUCUUUUCUACCCCAUCAUCACCUUUGUGCUGCUGGCCAUCUGUAUCUCCUACUGGGCCAUGACUGCAGUCUUUCUUGCAUCUUCUGGUGAUGCUGUUUACAAAGUCACAUCACCUCAUCCCAACUGCAGGUACACCAAUCUGACCUGCAAUCCUGAGAAUUUCAACAGAACUAACAUCACAAAGCAGUGUCCAGGUGCUCAGUGUCUUUUUGCCUUUUACGGUGGUGAGAGCGUGUACCAUCGCUACAUCUUCAUCCUCCAGCUUUGUAAUCUGUUGGUCUUCCUCUGGCUGGUUAACUUCAGUAUUGCUCUUGGACAGUGCACCAUCGCUGGGGCUUUUGCCUCCUAUUACUGGGCCAAGAGGAAACCUGCAGACAUCCCCCCCUGCCCAGUGUUCUCCUCUUUUGCCAGGGCCAUAAGGUAUCACACAGGGUCUCUUGCUUUUGGCUCACUCAUUUUAGCUGUGGUUCAACUCAUUCGUGUCGUUCUGGAGUACCUGGACCACAAACUUAAAGGAGCUCACAAUGUGCUUGCACGUUUUCUGCUCUGCUGUCUGAAGUGCUGUUUCUGGUGUCUAGACCGAUUUAUACGCUUCAUAAACAGGAAUGCUUACAUAAUGAUUGCCAUUUAUGGAAAUAACUUUUGCACAUCAGCGCGGGAAGCAUUCUAUUUAUUGAUGAGGAAUUUAGUAAGAGUGGCAGUAUUGGACAAAGUAACAGACUUCCUGCUCUUCCUGGGGAAACUAUUGAUUGCUGGCAGUGUUGGUGUUAUUGCCUUCCUCCUCUUUACACGCAAGAUACCCAUCAUCCAAGAGGAAGCUCCGGUGUUAAAUUACUACUGCGUGCCUCUCUUGACAGUAAUAUUCGGCUCCUACUUGAUUGCACACAACUUCUUCAGUGUCUAUGCAAUGUGUGUGGACACCUUGUUCCUUUGUUUCUGCGAAGACUUAGAGAGAAAUGACGGGACACCAGCCAAGCCUUUCCUCAUGUCUCCUGGCCUAAAAAGAAUUCUGGGAAGAGCCGAACAGAGCCCCAGAAAGUCACGAGAAUAGUACUCUCCAAACCUGACACAUGAAAACAUCUGUACUCAACAUGAAUACUUAGCAUGCACUAACUUACAUAUUGGCUAAAAUGGACAAUGGCUACAAAACGUUUAGUAAAUGGAAGCUUGAAAAUUAAGGGAAGCAAUGACGAACGAGACUUUCCACCUCAAGAAAAGAGACCAAAGACUCUCUGCACUGUAACAGCCACUUAUCCAGGACACAAAGCUUUGGCCUUUCUGAUACAGACCCUACACUGCAUACUAACACGUUUGCCUAUUAAUGCUGACUGCUGCCUUAUUCUGUGACUGUUGGAGCAGUAAAAUUAAUAAUCGGUCAAUGACUGACAUGUUAAAAGAUGCCUGUGUUUGGAGUCCUUGGAGAUUUGACAUCAAUGACCAGUUAAAGAAAAAUUUAGUGAACAUGAACUUGAGAGAAGAGAACCUGGAAGAUAAUGGGAUAAGUUAUACAUGUUUGCUUUCCAGUGUCAAGGUGGAUUCGUUAGUUUUUAAAACUCCUCUCAUAUAAUUUGGGCUUGUUUUACAGCCACUGAUGAAUCCUAAUCUGAGAAUAAAAUGGCUUUGAAGUCUCCAUUGACUCAUAUACCUUGGAAGUGAAAAUAUAUGCUUCACAGUAUUAUAAAAGUACUGAUAUUGUCCUUCCCCUUUAAAACAAUAUACAUAUUGCUAUAUAUACAGAUCUGAUUCUGAUAUAUACCGUAUACAGUAUUAAGUGGUACUGUGCAAAAUUUUAGGCACAUAUAUUUCACAAAACCAUUUGUCUUCAGAUGGUUAUUUUAUAUAUUCUGCUUUUAGUGUAUCCUUAGGAAAUAUACAUUUUAGAUUUCAACAUUCCCUUUGCAAAUAAAACUGAAUGGAAGAUGAACAAGGAGCCCUACAACAGAUGUCAUGGCCAUGGAAGUGAUUGAGCCUAAAUAGACAGAAGAACUGUGGCAAGUUCUCCAAGAAGCUUGGAACAUCCUAUCUGCCAUAUAUACACAUGUAUUGAGGCAUUUGUAGUUAACAUGAUAAAAAUAAUUUUGCUCUUUGAUUUCUGCACGUGCUGGUUUUUAUUAUAUUCCACCUAUGAAUAUCAGUAUUUAUUGAUGUAGUAUUAAAAAAAAAAUUGUAAGUCUUUCAGCAUUUCAGCUAUGAUGGUGAGAUGACAAGCGAUAACAAUUAUUCUUCUAUCACAGUGGCACAAUUGCUUAUCAAAAGGAUAAAACUGGGCAGGAACGAACCCAAUCAUGUACCCUAUAUGCAUCCUGAGAGCCAUUAUAGGUAUUACACAAAUAACAACAUUCAGAUUUCUUUCAUCUUAGUGCCUGGAUUGCUUCGACUCCAUAUCACAAUCUUUUUUAGUUUAAAGAUAAGUGUACAACAUAUCACAAUGCUGUAUGAUAUAGUCUUCCAGAUCAGUUCAAAAUAAUUCUCGAUCAUAUGUUAGGAACGUUGGUCAAAGGAGUCCAACUUCAAACCACAUUUAUAAGAUCAUAUCUCUGAUACAGAGUAACUGAAAGAAAUAUUCCUCUGAAUAUGAGGCAAAUAUUCUUUUGUCAUUAUGGGUAGCACAACUCUUUCCUGGAGCUGUUCUUGUGCAGCUCUUUGUUAAAAUGUCAUGUUGAUAAUUACUGAACAUUUCUUAAAUUAUCAUGACAAAACACAGACAUUGGUUUGAUUUACUGACAUGUAAAUAAUGAACACAUCAGUGUGUGUGUGUUGUGCCAGUGUGUUUUGAAAUAGUGUAUACACAGUAGCUUUGUGCAUGUCAAGUGUUUCAGCUCAAAAUACAAACAUCAACAGAUCAAGUCUCAGGUGUUGAAGGAAUAUUCCAGGUUCUAGUUAAACUCAGUCACCGUAUUCGUGGCAUAUUGAUUACCACAAAAAAAUAAAAAUAAAGCAAAAAUCUGGGUUACAGUGAGGCACUUAGUGGAAGUGAAUGAGGCCAAUCUGUUAAUAUUAAAAUCCUCACUUUAAAAAAAAAAAAAGUAUAGCCAGAAGACUUAACAGUCUGUUGAUAAAAUCACUUACCAUCCUAUUCUAUCCCAUUAUAAGAUAUAGCCAAUUUUACAACUUCAUUGCCAUAAAGAUGUAAUUUCAACAAACCCUAAAACAACCACAAAAACAUAAGAUUUAAACUACUUGACAGCUCAAAUAAUGCAUUAUUUUUUUAACAGAGAUAAAACUAUAGGCUUCCAAUUUCUGCCUUUAAACCCUCAAAAGAUUGGCCCCAUUCACUUCCACUUUAUGUCCCUCACUGUAACCUUGAUUUUUGCUUUUAUUUAAAAGGAGGCACAAAAAGGAAAGUUGAAAUUCAUUUUUGUGAUGCCACUGAUGCGGUCAUUUGAGCUAAACUUUUGUUAUUCAACCCAGAAUAUUCCUUUAAAGAUAUUAAGCACUAUCUGAAAUCAGCAAAGGGCUUUCAAAAAUAUUUUCUUUUCUGUUUAAAGUCAUUGUGCGUGAUCUGUCUUACAGAAGGACAAUAGUUUUUAACAUUCUGCUUCCAGGAUUAAAAAGACCAGUGAGAUUUGAGAAUUUAUAGCUAGGAAGAGAAAAUAUUGCUUUGCUUUUUAAAUAUAAAGAUAUUUAGGCUCAGUUUAAAUUGCUACCGUUUUAUAAUCCUGAAUGAAAACAUUUUUGUAUGGUU